This is a messenger RNA of Frankliniella occidentalis (western flower thrips), 496 nucleotides long. RefSeq lists its product as uncharacterized. NCBI's taxonomy places the organism in Eukaryota, Metazoa, Arthropoda, Insecta, Thysanoptera, Thripidae. The record is from RefSeq and is a predicted model, not a curated record. The annotation marks the transcript as partial. The transcript has a single exon.
GCUGACCCCACGUGCUCUCCUGUUGCAGGCGCCUACCCCGUGCAGAUCACGCACCUGCACGUGCCGCAGUACGUGUCCAACGGGUCGCACGCCGCCAUCCUGGACUGCGAGUACGCGCUGGGCCCGCGCGAGAGCAUCAACGCCUCGGGGCUGGUCGUCAAGUGGUUCUUCAACGACGGGCCGGCGCCCGUGUACCAGUGGAUCCCGCCGCAGCGGCCGCAGGAGCUGGGGCUGCUGCGCGGCCGCCUGGACCUGGGCUACCAGGCCACCAAGUCCAACGCGUCGCGCCACCGCGCGCUCUACAUCCGCAACCCCACCACGGACCUCUCGGGCGAGUGGAAGUGCCUCGUGUCCACCUUCGACGACGAGGACUUCAUGACCAAGAAGAUGGUCGUCUACGGUGAGUGGUGGUUGUGGUGUCGCCUGCCGGCGGAGUGGGCCGGGCUUGUUUUGACAGUGUGUCCGCGCAAAGCGCUUGAGAUUGCCUGAGAUUACA